CAAAUAUAUACUUACCUAUGUUUUUGGUUAAAAAUUGGACUAUGACAACCCAAAGUCCAAUUUUUAACAAUGCUCUGGAAAUCGGCUAGGUACUAUUCAAUAAUACUUUUAAUAAGUUUAUUUCAUUUUCUGACUGUUGCAAACAUCUAUAAUAGUACAAACAGAAAAACUGGAGCGGUUAAAUUUCAAUAUAGAGGAUCACAAUAUGGUAACCCACUUACCAUUUUAUCAUUAGGAACUCCUCCACAAAACUUGAAUUUCUCAUUGAAUUUUGAUUCGAAUAUUGUGUGGGUCAUUUCAAAGUUGAAUCCGUACUGUUAUGACAAUAAUUUUGAAACCUAUUCUUAUUACAACAAUUUCUCAUAUCCUAGCGGUGAUACUAUUGUGAAUUACUGCUAUAAUUAUGGUGUAUUUAUAGAGUAUGAUUCAAAUACAUUUAAAUUUGCUAAUCCUAACGAUAAUCCAAUUUUAUCGAUCAACUCUUCAUUGAAUUUAAAUUCCUCGGAUCUAACUGUUGCAAGCGGUUUAUGGGGAAUGGAUACUUUGCAUUUACUUGAUAGUACCAGUUGGGAAGAUUUUGAAUUUGGAUUAGCUUUGUCAGUCAAUAGUUUUGUUGGGAAUUUAGGUAUAACAUCAUUCAAUAUCACAGAUAAAACUUCAAAUUGGUACAACAAAACCAGUCUAAUUGAUUUAUUAAUUCAACACAACUUGAUUGAGAGAAAAGUAUUGACUGAGUAUUUCAAAUACGACAAACUUAAUAGCUAUAAUUAUAAAGGAAGUCUCUUGAUUGGAGGCAUUGACCCCACAAAAUUUCAAGGAAAUUUGACAACCAUACCAAUGAUCAAUAGAUAUGAUCAAAAUCUCAAGCCAGAUAUACAACAUUUGGAUGUCACAUUAUCAUCAUUCUCAAUCAAAUUAUCCACUAAAAUUUUGCAAUUAGACUAUAAUAAUUCAUAUUCAGAGAGUUUGUUUAAUUAUGCAAUUUCGGAAUUAAACACCACACAAGUAAAGCAAAUUGAUCAUAUUGAUGGUGAUAACAAAUCCGAAGCAAUAAUAACAUUAACUGAUAGACUAUAUCCAAUAUCAUUAUCUCAUGAUGGAUCAAAAUCAUAUUUACCACCAGAUAUAUAUAAUACAUUCUUGAACAUGAUUGCUCCUUUGGAUAUUGAUUUAAGAUAUACACACGAUAACUAUACAACCACUUAUAAUAUAUUAUAUAAUUUGGAAUGUUUUUUUUCAUUCAAUCUCUCCGGUUUCAUGGUCGAUAUACCAAUUAAUAGAAUAGUAACCAAUCAUAAAAAUGUAAGUUAUUAUUACGACAUGAAUGAUGUGGUACAUGAAAAGAAACAAGGUAUUGUUUAUUAUAACUUCGAUUUUCGAAAAAACCCUCAUGGCGACUUUUUUAUAUUAGGUAAUUUCUUUCUUAAUGAAUAUUAUGCUGUGUAUGAUUAUGAUCGGUACACCAUAUCAUUUGCACCAGCAAUCUAUACAAAACCCAAUCAAUUCCUAGUUGAUGAAGAAUUAGAUGAAUACAUUGAAAAUUAUCAGGAAUAUUUGGAUGAUGGGCAGAUUGAUUACAACGAGGUUGAAAUUGUGUCCAAAAACCAGAAAAUCCCUCGAGCAACAAAGGCCAAAUACUAUUCAAAUUCAUACUUUGAGUAUGUCACUUCAUACAUCAACGUCACAACAUAUCCUGCUACCCAAACAUACACAUACCACAAUUACACAUUAUACUCGUCAUACACCUCAAAGAUGUUUUUCAAAUCCACUCCAGUUAGAACAUACAGCCACUACAUAACAACAUCAAGUGGCAAUGGGCCUUGGACAAAAACAGUAACAGUAACUAUUAAUGAAGGUAGUGAGGCAGUAGUUUCGUUCAAGGAAAGCAUCAGCAAUUUGGGAUUCACAAAGGCAUUCACCACAGUAUCACAUCACAAUGGAACCAACGUUGAGUUUAUUGGAAAUAGAAACCACGGAUCAAGAAUAUUAUCAAUGAAUUUGCAAACACUAUAUAUUUUUGCUGCCAUUUUCGUUGGCUUUCUGUUGAUAGUAUAGAUGGAAUAAUAAUUUUAUUAUUGUCAUGGCUAAAUUUUGUCACUUUUCUUUUGUUCUAAUUUUUUGUGUUUUGAUUUUAUAUGACCUGUUACUUUUAUAAUUAAUUUAAAAUUGUUAGUUGUUUUUUUAGGUAUAAAAUGAAGAUUUACAAAAUUAGCUUUGGUUGGUAUGUUUAAAAAUCCAUAGAGCUCUUAUUUUCAAAGCUUUUUUAG
Molecule: messenger RNA, 2267 nt
Organism: Ascoidea rubescens DSM 1968
Lineage: Eukaryota; Fungi; Ascomycota; Saccharomycetes; Ascoideales; Ascoideaceae
Product: acid protease
Exons: 1
Coding region: 70-2055 (661 amino acids)
Biological process (GO): proteolysis
Molecular function (GO): aspartic-type endopeptidase activity
Source: RefSeq, a predicted model, not a curated record